Molecule: messenger RNA, 5085 nt
Organism: Portunus trituberculatus (swimming crab)
Lineage: Eukaryota; Metazoa; Arthropoda; Malacostraca; Decapoda; Portunidae
Product: gastrula zinc finger protein XlCGF46.1-like
Exons: 3
Coding region: 1873-3222 (449 amino acids)
Biological process (GO): regulation of transcription by RNA polymerase II
Molecular function (GO): DNA-binding transcription factor activity; RNA polymerase II cis-regulatory region sequence-specific DNA binding
Source: RefSeq, a predicted model, not a curated record
GUGACCGCAAAUCAUUUUCCUUUCAGUGUAGUCCAGCAGUGAAUAAUAGUGAUCGAUCCUCCAUGACCACGAGUCCAUGCACUGUCUUGCUUUUGAAGGUCCCGCGCCACACAAUCCCUGGCGCGGAGUGGGCGCUGCUUCAGCUCGGCCUGGGUCUGGUCAGCCGUCAGGGCCGUGGCCGUGGCCGUGGCUGCAGAGCUGCCAGAUGCAGGGAAAUUUCUCUGUUUUAGGGAAAUUUAGGUCUCAACAGGGAAACAGGGAAGAAAAUUCAAAAUGUUCCAAAAUCUAGGGAAAUUUUGACCAACGGACUCACACCCUUCAUCCGCAGUCCCCACCCUUGUCCUCCUCCCAUCCUCUUCACCCGUCAUCCGUACAAUAAUUAUUUGUAUUAAUUUUUAUCAAUUAUUUAUUGUUUCCUUUCCCUCUCAAUUGAAUUUCAAUCCACUUCUGAGGUCUCUCUCGAUCACUAUAUCCUUCCUCUACCGUUCACUCUUCCUUCCCUCAUCCCCAAACAGCGUCAUGACUUGUACGAGACCCGUACACCGUCCCUUCCCUUUCCUCCCUCGCCCUUGCUAGCUAGCUGAACCUGUAUUCUACGAGACCGAUAGAGACCCGUAUUCACCCAAACAGUGUCAUGACACGUAUGAGAUCCGUAAAUCGUCCCUCCCCUUCCUUCCCUCGCCCCUGCUUGAUAGCUGAACGUGUAUUUCUACGAGACAGAGACGCGUAUUCACCCUGUCCGCUUCCUACGAGUCCAGUAUUACGAAUCUGCCUCCCUCAGUCUUUCAUACACUGUCGCUCAGCUCAGUUAGGUCUGGAAGUCUCUGAAGGAUUCUAUUACUGGAAAGAUUUAUGCAUUGCACACUAGAGUCUCUGCUGUCUUGCAUACCAUUCUUGAGUUGUACAUGAAGCCAAGUGUCUUAGAAUCAACACCAUUAUCAGCUGUCAGGGUAAAAGACCCAAACAAUUUCGUUAAAUUGGAAGAGCUAUAUCUUGGAGGACGAGUAACUGCAUCCCUUCAGAAAUACCAAAACCUUGACAAGCAGCAACUGGACACGUUCAAGUUGAGAUGUCUGGACUUUUACAUAGAAGGAGCCUCUCAAAUUUUGCAAAGGUUUAAUCUCAGUGAUUCUGUAUUUACAAAUCUCAAGGCUCUAGAUCCACAAAGUGUACUGAUGAAGACAAUUCCCUCUGUUGCCCCCCUAGCUGCUCAGUUUCCUAACUUGGUGUCUGAAAAUGACUUAAAUGAGAUAGACGGUGAAUGGCGUUUACUGAAAACACUGAACUGAAUGUAGAACCUGAUAUUAAUGUAUACAAGUUCUGGCAAAAGGUUGGAGACUUGAAAAAAGGUGAUGAUUCCCCAUUAUUUCCACUACUAGGAAAUUUCAUGAAAAACUGUUGUGUCUUCCUCACUCUAGUGCAAGUGUUGAAAGGGUGUUUUCUCAAGUGAAUUUAAUGAAGACCAAAGUUCGUAAUUCACUGAACACAGAAUCGCUAAAUGGAAUGCUUCAUGCAAGGAAAAUUUUGAAAAUUCAUCAGCUCACAGUUUUAAAGUUACACCGGGGCACUUGGAACUUAUGACAGCUGACAUCUACAAAACUUCAGAUCUACAGGAAUAGCAAUCAUUCUAGGCAGUGCCGCAGUGACACCACGUAAUUCCCGAGCUCUGACGCUCCGUCUCGCACUUAUCAAGUGUUCUCGUGGGCUCUUCCUUAUGCCGGCCUGCUGAGGGAGGGAGGGAGGAGGGAGAGAGGUCACCAGAGGAGGCUUGGGAGGAGAGAGAGGCGAGUAAAAGGUUUCCAGGCCGGGUGCCCUGCUGGGCUCUGAAGUGGCUCCAUCUGGCUGGCUGUGUAGAGGGUUCCGGGCAGCAGCAUGAGUGAACAGCAGCAGCAGUCUGUGUCAGGUGUGGGGAGGUCCAGGCCUGCUGGCCAGGAUGACCCAGAGGCAGGCAGCUCUGGCCACAGAGAAGAGAGAAAGUUUGAGUGUCAGCUGUGUGAUAAAGUUUAUACAACCAAAGAAGGGCUUAGAGUACAUAUCAUGAGGCACAAUGGUGUUAGUUAUCCGUGUCCUGAAUGUGGAAAACAUUUCACCAGACAGGGUCACCUCAACAUACAUGCCCUGACACACAGUGGUAUUAAAAAACAUGAGUGUCUGGAAUGUGGAAAGAAAUUCACCACAAAGUCUGAUCUCACUAAGCACACCUUGACACACAGUGGUGUUAAAAAUCAUGAGUGUUCAGAAUGUGGAAAAAAAUUCACCACAAAGUCUGAUCUCGUCAAACAUGGCCUGACACACAGUGGUAUUAGGAAUUAUGAAUGUGUGGAAUGCGGAAAGAAAUUCUCCAGAAGGUCUCAUCUCAACUCACACAUCCUGACACACACUGGUGUUAGAAAUUUUGAGUGUCCAGAAUGUGGAAAGAAAUUCGCCACAAAUUCUGAUCUCAACACACACACCCUGAUACACAGUGGUAUUAGAAAUCAUGAAUGUCCAGAAUGUGGAAAGAAAUUCACCCAGAAGUCUAAUCUCAACAGACACAUCCUGACACACAGUGGUGUUAGAAAUUAUGAAUGUCUGGAAUGUGGAGAGAACUUCACCACAAAGUCUGAUCUCACCUCACACACCCAGACACACAGUGGUGUUAGAAAUUUUGAGUGUCCAGAAUGUGGAAAGAAAUUCACCACAAAGGGUCACCUCACCACACACACCCUGACACACAGUGAUGAUAGAAAUUAUGAGUGUUCAGAAUGUGAAAGGAAAUUCACCACAAAGGCUGAUCUCACCACACACACCCUGACACACAGUGAUGCUAGAAAUUAUAAAUGUCUGGAAUGUGGAAAGAAAUUCACCAAAAAAUAUCACCUCACCACACAUACCCUGAGGCACAGUGGGGUUAGAAAUUAUGAGUGUUUGGAAUGCGGAAAGAAAUUUAUCACAAAGUAUAGUCUCACCAAACACAGCCUGACACACAUAAGCUUUAAAAAUUAUGAGUGUCUAGAAUGUGGCAAGAAAUUUGCCACAAAGUCUGAUCUUAACGCACACACCCUGACACACAGUGGUAGAAAUUAUGAGUGUGAGGAGUGUGGCAAGAAGUUCUUAACUAUUGAUACUCUAAAAAGCCAUGCCUUCAGACACACUGACUUGAUCCAGUUCAAGUGUGAUACUUGUGGCAAGUGUUUCAAAACAAAGGAUGACAUUGCUGAGCAUGCGAAGAUCCACUGUUGAGAUGGGGUGUUGUGUGGACCAGUGGGGCCACACCCACGCCUGUUGGUGUGAUGGUGGUGGGCAGUGUGUUUCUUUCUUUUUCUUUUUUCUCUCCCAUUACCUCCUUCUGACUGGCUUGACCUUCCAGCCUUUGCUCCUCACGACAGCCAGUUGAAACAUGCCAUUAGUGGGAACCGGUCUCCUGAGCAUGUCACCAAGGCUCUCCAUCUCCAGCAAGAGAUAUUCAUAAAAAAAAAAAAAAAAAAAAAAAAUGAAGAAUACAAGGUUUGGGAGAGUCUCUACUCUUAACAAAUGGCUCACAGCAGCAGUGCCAGCAAGUCUGUACCCUUCAGGCCCGGGGGAGGAGGAGGAACAGCAGUCUUCUUUCUUCAGUCUUGUAAGCUUCCUCUCUCUUCAGUCUGCUGCCCCACCCCCACCUCUCUCUCUUUCUAAACUAACACAAAAACACAUCAACUGAUCUCUGUAUCUCCUUAAAAUGCUCAAAAUAGUAGAAAUGCCAAACUACCUCUUUAUCUCUACCCAAAAAAAUGCAUAAAGUGACACAAACACACCACAUCAUUGCACAAUCUCUCCUUAAACUCACUACAACACAAAAAAAAACAAAAUGCUUCAAAUGACACAAACACUGGAAAUCAUCUUUCUGUCUCUCUUUAACCUCUUCAGUACUGGGACAUUUUUUACCUUGAGAUUUGUGCACGAUUAGACCAUUUUAUUGACAUUAGAAAGGGUCUAUGGAGGUCAGAAUAUCAGUGGCCACAGUCUUCACUAUUUCAAUCCCCACAAAAAUUUCUGAAGCUGUAUAAAAUCACCAAAUAGUAACCAGGAUUAAUAUGAAAACAUGUUAUGGUACUGAAGGGGUUAAAGUCUGUACAACCUAGAAAAACACUCACAGACACAUAGAAACACACCAAACUAUCUCUUUUACCUCUCUAUAAACCCUCUGUGGUCUGUUAUUGUAAGGAGUGUGCUUGUAUACUGGGAUAGAAGGUAGAAGGAAGCAGCCUACACCUAGUUUUGUCCUUGUAUUUUGAGGGGUAUGUGCUUUGUGUAUUAUGGGUUGCAAGACAGAAAGCAGUAGUAAUUUACUCCUAGCUUUGUAUAUCUCAUGUGUACUUUUUUGUAUUGUAGUUUACAGGUAGUGUUGCAUGUACUGUGUUUGUGUUGUGAGGUGUAAGGAUAGACAGAGACUUGUAGUGUGUGUGUGUGUGUAUUUACCUAGUUGUAGUUUUACAGGGCCUGGGGUUUAUGCUCAUCUGGCCCCGUCUCCAUAUCUACACUUAUCCAAUUUCUCUUUAAAACUAUGCACACUUGUUGCUGUCCCAUGGUCAUAACACUGCCUGGAGUUUGAUUAGGCUUGUUGUGUUUGUGCAAUUGUAAAGUAUCCUUUUAUCUCUAUAACCAUUAAGCAGUGCUGUUUUAAUAUUUUUGACAAUUGGGUUACAUCUGAUGUUAAAUUGUCUCAUAAUAUUUUUCAGCCACACAUAUUUACGACGUAGAAUAUCCGUUUCAUUAGAUUGAGUACUGUAACAAUAUCAGUGAGGUAUAUCUGAGCACUAGUUAACUCCUUCAGUACUGGGACACAUUGUAACCUUGAGUUUUGUGUAUAAUUAGACCAUUUUAUUGACAUUAGCAAAGGACUGUGUAGGGCAGAAGAUUAAUGGCCACAGUCUUCACUAUUUUAAUCCCCACAUGAAGUUUCUGAAGCUGCAUAAAAUCACCAAAUACAGUAGUAGGCAGAAUGAAUAUGGGAAUGUUUGCUGAUACUGAAGGGGUGGAGUGGAUUGGUGUGUGAUGAUAUAUUCCCUCCAAAGCAUCUGUAAAUUUGAUUGUAAUUUGUUGUGACUAAUAUAUUGUUGUACACCA